AUGAUCGUGUGCAGACGUCCUCUCUGCCCACCUAUGUCGUGUGCAGACGUCCUCUCUGCCCACCUAUGUCGGGGCAAGAAAUGUGGAGCUUUUCGCUCUAGUAUUGAUGUUGACUCUCACGCCUUUUGUGCUAGGUGCCGAGGGCGUGAGUGUGAUAGGGUUAACAAAUGUGACACUUGUAUCUCUUGGUCGGAGGAGCAGUGGGAGAGAUACGAGACAUCCCCUUCGACUUCCUUCGUGACUGAUAUGUCGUCUUCUUUCCUUAACUCACAGUUUUGGUUAAUGGCGGUUUUUGCUUAUCAACACACCCCAGGGAAACGAACCGCCCCCACCCCCAUCCCCGAUAACCGGGUACUGCCUAUAACAUUAACUUAUAAAAACUUAGGAAAAAGGCACGAAAAACAAAUAGAAAAGGGACAAGAGGAAGGUUAUCCUCAACUGCAAGGAAGCGUAAGGGAAACCUUCUCAUGCAAGGGCGACAAGCGAUACUGCCCAGGCACCCUCAAGAACUUGGAACUCAGAAAACUUGGUCACACCUCAUUUAUGACCACACCAGCCCUCUUCGCAGGAUUAAUUGGCGCUCCCUUUUUGAGACAGAUGCCACACCCAGGCAAAGUCCAAAAUCCGAAGGCGGCGCCAAGAAGAGGUCAUCUGAAUAAAAAGGCUGGACAGGGAGAUAGAAGACGGUGGAGAAAGACUGGGAAAGCAGAAACAGAAAGAGGGAGACAGGGUGGAGAGAAGAAGAAACAGAGAGGUGCCAAGUGUGUUCUCGCAUGGCAGAGCAACGGACAAAAGACAUCACCGCCCACCCCCCAGGGAGAGUCGCCCACCCCUGCUACUCCAACCACAACUAAGGAGGGCGAGGUGAAGGUGAUGUCCCUACAGACUACCGGCGUCCUUUCCAACAGCAGCUUUGCCAGAUUGCUGACGCCCUUCCCAGAACUCAGGGAUUUCACCGUCUGCUACAGGAUCAAACUACAAAGACACCGAAAGGAGUCAACUCUCAUGUCCUACGCCCUUUCGGAUGAUGAAGACAGGGAACUCAGGAUGGAUCACUGGAGGACUGGAUACAAGGUGUCACUCCAUGGCAACUGGGCUACCUCCAGCAUCAUAACAGAAAUGAGGCAGUGGGUGCACUUCUGCUUCACGUAUGCUUUCCAAACUGGAAACUGGGUCAUAUUCAUGGAUGGGCAAAUCUACGCUACUGGGACUCUUCCGACGACAACUGUGCCACUAAGAGCUAAUGGUGUUUACAUAAUAGGGCAAGAACAGGAUGAACCCGGUGGGGGAUUCCAGCGUGACCAAAGUUACAAUGGUGAAAUCACUCAGCUUAAUUUCUGGUCUAGAGUGUUGAAUAAAAUAACCAUACAAAAGAUGUCAGAAUGUACGCAUCAAGAAGAGGGGGAUGCAUUGCCUUGGACACAUCAAUCCUGGAAAAUAAGUGGUGAUGUCACUUGGGUCACUUACAAACAGAAAGAGAUUUGCAAUCAAAGCAAACGAAGACUUGUAAUAUUUCCAGAUCGUUUUACUAUUGGACGUGCUGUGCAGGUUUGCAAAAUUUUUGGUGGAGCUGUGGCAGUCCCAAAAACUGAAGAAGAGAAUGAAUGGCUAUUUAACUCUUCAAAACGUUAUGCACAACACUGCUCUGGUGAUAUAGGAGCGUCUUAUUUGUGGCUGGGUGCCGAGGACCAACAAGAGGAAGGGGUGUGGAGAUACUUGCAAAGAAACGAAACACUUCCCUGGCAAGGUAGAUGGCGUGGAGAUCGACCUAAUGGUGGAAAGAUGGAAAACUGUCUGGUAAUGCUGAAUGAAAGACCCUCUGGAGCUUGGUCUGAUAUUGAAUGCCUUGACUCAUAUGAAUUCUGUGUUCCAUGUGAAUUUGAAGAGCUCAAGGUUAUAUAUUUGAAAGGCCCUGCAAUCUGUAACAGGUCACCAUUUAACUUUGAAUAUUACUUGGGAGAGGAAAGAGGUGGCCGUCCAUCCUUCAUUGGUCUAUCUCACUCAGAUAUAUAUUGGGAUACUGAAAUGGAAGCCUGGGUGUUGAAGUCUCUUAAGGUUGAAGCUGUUGCCUGGUGGAAACCACCUGAAGAAGGGAUGUAUCCAUAUGGUACACAACUUUGGACAAUGGGUUCCAAAGUAUGCAACCUGGCAGUUGGAGAAACAGCAAGCCUUACUCUUUCUGUCUGUGGCAAAGGCUUAUUCACUUGCAGUGAUGGUACAUGCAUUGACGUGAAUAAACGUUGUGAUCUGAGGGUUGACUGCUCAGAUCAGAGUGAUGAGGUAGGCUGUUCGCUUCUCAGUAUCCCAGAAGGAUACAUGGCAAAUAUUCCGCCACCUCCCAUCACCAAAAAUGAGCCAUUACAUAUACUAUUCACAAUUAACAUCAUGUCUUUUCCAUCAAUAAAAACAGAUGCCCUUACUUUUGAUGCCUUACUGGACCUUACGCUACGUUGGAAGGAUACCAGGCUUACUUACCAGAAUUUGAAGGAUGACAGGUCUCUGAAUAUACUCACAGACUCUGUUGUGUCACAGAUAUGGAAACCUAAAAUCUUCUUUAGUAAUGCUCAAGGCAAUCUAUAUUCUAACGUUGGUGAUGGAUCCCGAACAGAAUGCAUCCGUGACGAAAACUCUGAUGUUCGAACAACAAAUAUAUACAGCCAAGUUAGCAAAUUUUCUGGACUUGACCACAGUCUGGAAACGAGUCAGUUGUACAAAGCUACCUACAGCUGCGACUUCGAUCUCCUGAUGUUCCCUUUCGAUCGACAGGUAUGCCAUCUACGAUUCACUUUGGUUUCUGCAUCCACUUCCUACGUGAUGCUGGUUCCAAUAAAUAUUUCCUACACUGGAUCUCGCAGUCUCAUUGAGUAUUCCAUCGGUUACAUGACAAAUAAAACUCUCAAUGCGGGACAGUUUUCAAAGGUCGAUAUACAAGUGAGAUUUAGGAGAAGAUAUGGGUUCUAUGCGAUGAACAUCUACAUACCUACGACAUUAAUCAUUAUCGCCGCUUAUACAACAUUCUUCUACAAUCAAUACGACUUCAACUCGCGUAUAGUAGUUGCUCUAACAGCAAAGGUUGUGCUGUCUUCAUUGUAUUCCCAAACCUCAAAUUCACUGCCUAAGACAUCAUACUUCAAGUGUAUUGAUAUAUGGCUCUUCUUUGCCAUGGUAAUAAUCUUCAUUGUGGUUAUUUUACAAACCCUGAUUGACUUUUCUGCUCAAGACGACUUCUCUGGCAUAAAAGCAUGUCUCUCCAAAGCUGCGGAGAAACUAAAGAGAAAGGAAUCAAGCGAUAUGGAUUAUGACAGCUUUUCUGAAGAUGAAUCUAGUGCAUGCUCGGCGAACAUGUUCCGCUGCUUCAAGUCUGAGGAGAAAGUGGACAGAAUUCGGGUUAAAGCUGCAGGAGCAGGAAUAAAUUGGCCUGGCCACAGACCACUUGUGCCUUGGCGAGCUUGUCUUAAUCAAUCCCUAACUGCAUCUGUUACUAAGUUCUCGAUGGUGCUUGUGACGCCCUUGAAAAUGGCCCCUAAACGUCCUACACCCUCUACAUCCUCUGGUAAACCCAAGAAGAAGAGAAAAAUGAUGACGGUGAACGAGAAAGUGAAAUUAUUGAACAUGCUUAAGGCAGAUUUGCUGGCUAAGAUUUGCUGGCUAAAAGAGAAAGUUUGCCAAAGGUCAUGCCACAUUGCUGAUGAAGGACAUCUAGCCACCGUAUUUAAAGCUCAGACCACAUUGUCUAGUACAAACUCGUGGUGGGAGAGGCACCAAGGGACAGGCACUAGUAUCUACCAGGAUGCUGGCGAACACUCUCCAAGGUCAUAUAAGGGCCGAAUGCAAGACGAACGGUUCUUAGAACACUGUGGAACCUUCCCUGUGCUCUUCUGA
This is a messenger RNA of Macrobrachium nipponense, 3882 nucleotides long. RefSeq lists its product as uncharacterized. Lineage: Eukaryota; Metazoa; Arthropoda; Malacostraca; Decapoda; Palaemonidae. Bases 1 to 3882 code for a protein of 1293 amino acids. Gene Ontology annotation, cellular component: synapse; neuron projection; plasma membrane. The transcript has 18 exons. Gene Ontology annotation, molecular function: protein binding; extracellular ligand-gated monoatomic ion channel activity; neurotransmitter receptor activity. The record is from RefSeq and is a predicted model, not a curated record. Gene Ontology annotation, biological process: signal transduction; monoatomic ion transmembrane transport; chemical synaptic transmission.